GUGAUCCGGAACCAGUUCCGCCGCCUGUUUGGUUCACAGCACUUAAAAGAACACUUGGGAAAAACAAUAAAAAUAUUUCGCAAAAGUUAUGGCGAACGCUGGAUAAGCCAGCCAAAAGUAAAUCCAUUGGAGCGACUGCCUUGGAGCCCCAGCCCCCCCAUGAUGACGACCGACUUCGCGGGCAGCCAGUUCGUGUCCAGCAAUCCCAACGCCAGCUGCAGUGCAUCCCGCUGGCUAACGGAGGAGGUCUUUAAACUAAUCGAAAUUGUGCAGCGCGACGAGGCCAUCUACAAUCCGAGGCACAAGUACUACUUUUGCCGGCCGUACGUGGAGAACUUUUGGCGCGAGGUGGACUUGAAGCUGGAAAAGAAUCCGGGCGCCAGCCUAGCCAAGUGGACCAAUUUGCGCAUAUCGUUCCGACGAGAGUACACCAACUAUCUGGAGGAGAAGGUGCCACCCUGCUGGUCCUACUUCGACCGCAUGUUCUUUCUGCAUCCAUAUCUACGCAAGAAGCACCAGCAGCCCAAGUCGCUGGACACACAGGUGCAGGACGCCCUGGCACACCUCUCGAAUCUUUCCAGUCGUAUGCAGCGUGAGCGUUCAGUGACCAUUCCGGGCAGCAGCAGUAUUGGUGGCCAGCCCACGCCCUCCGCCCAUCAGUCACCACCGGCGCAGCAGCUGGACAACUAUCUGGACUACUUUGACGAGGCGGAGCACAACAACUCCGAGCUGGAUGACAUCAUGGAGGAGGAGCAGCAGCGCAACAGCCGUUACCACAGCCAGUUGGACGGCAACGACAUCAAGUCGGAGUGCGAGGAGCCGGUGGACGAGUACGAGCAAGAGGCGCACGAGCCCGAGGAGGAUGAACAGGAUGACCAGGACCCACACAAGAUGGCGCCCACUUCGAGCUCUUCAUCAGCGGAGGCCCAGCGUCGUUAUGCCAACCAGCAUUCACACGCUAGCCGAAUGCUUUCGGGUCGCCUCCAAAUGCGCACCUACCACGACGAGAUGCGUGGCGCUAUUCGGCCGCGUUCCCAGGAACUGCAAGCUCCAACUGCAGCAGUGGCCGGAGUCAACUACUCCGCACAGCCGACUGCCCAUCCAAACAUUUCCUUUGUGCGGCCCACUUUCAGCAAGCCCGUGGAUCUGGUUAGCACUACAACGCACGCCGGAGGAGGAGGAGGUGUUCCAGGAACUGCUGGCUUAUCCGAGCCGGAACUGCCCACACCAUCCACCGCGGCAGUGGCCACCCCGAUGGCGCCCAGUAGUAGUGUUAGUGCCAGCAGUAGUAGUAGCUACUUGAGUCAACGGCAUGGACACAACCAUAUGCAUGGAGGACAUCCACAGGUGCCGCCGUCAGCGCUUCCUCUGCGUCUGGAAGCCAACAACCCGUCAGGCGGAUCCGUGUCCAACGGCGGUGCGGAGCUGUGCGACUGCAAGACCGAUCCGGAUGCCAUGUUUCUGAUGAGCCUGCUGCCCGACAUCCAAAAGCUGAACGGCCGUGAUCGCGGCAAGAUAAAGAUAGCCUUCCAGAACAUCCUGCAGGACUACCUGUAUCCGGAUUAGCGUUGAUCUCUGUGUAUACCUUCCGCUUAUCGCAAACGGAACCCAGUUCCAGCAUCGAUUUUGUUUAAUAUUCUCGUUUGUAUUUUCGUUGGAGAAAGAGAAGAAUCCUUUAAGCUUCGCUGUGCAAGAACAAAGUAUCCUUAAAAACGUUUUGAAAACUA
Messenger RNA from Drosophila mauritiana, 1727 nucleotides. RefSeq lists its product as uncharacterized. The transcript is spliced from 2 exons. Gene Ontology annotation, biological process: regulation of transcription by RNA polymerase II. Gene Ontology annotation, molecular function: DNA binding. Gene Ontology annotation, cellular component: transcription regulator complex; nucleus. The coding region runs from base 160 to 1566 and encodes 468 amino acids. The record is from RefSeq and is a predicted model, not a curated record. NCBI's taxonomy places the organism in Eukaryota, Metazoa, Arthropoda, Insecta, Diptera, Drosophilidae.